AUGGAGGAUGCCUCCCCUCAAGAAGCGCGCGUCUUUGACCGGCUGCCCCCAUCUGUAAUUGAGAACAUUCUUUAUGCCGCAGAUGCCAACACAUUUGCUUCACUUGCGCUGCUGAAUCGUCAAUGGAGGCAUAUAUCAGAGUCUCCUGCACUCUACGCCUACCACUUAGCGCAAUGCCCUUCAUUUAUUUGGUCACGCGAGGGUCUUGCCCCGCCAACUGAUGCGGACGGCUUGUCAGAUCUGAAAGGUCAGUUCAUUAAAGAGGCGCGCCGAAAUGCAUUUGAUGUGUUCCUGCGGCCUCGCAAGACCUUGGUGCGUUUGAUAUCGAGUUCUAUGAGCUCCUCCACAGCCUUUCCACAAGGCGAAGUGUUUCGCUUUUCAUUUUCAGCCAAUGGUCAUAUGGUGCUGUGCAUCAGCUCAUCGCGGAUUGUUGUGCUGGAACUGGCUGCAGAUCCAGUGUCUGUCAAGCAUGAGCUGCAGACCCGCCGUCGACCUCUAGGGGCUACUAUCCUAGACGAUGGCUCCCUACUGGCAGUGGUAUCUGAAUCCUACAAGGUUAAUAUAUACAGGCUGUCCGGUGAUGAAGCAAGGCGAAUCCAGACUAUUACUUUGAAUGACGCUCCACGAGACCUCAUAUUCUCACCUACUGGAAGUGUUCUGGCCCUUUCCUUUGAAGAUAACAUUGAGGUCCAUGCAGUUGGAGAAGAAACAUUACCCACUGAACGUCGUGCCGCGCGCUGUCUCCGUGUUGAUGCACUUUCAUUUACUCCAGAUGGUUCGAUGCUGCUUGGAUCUUCCGUAGAUCUCGGGUUAGAUGGAAUAGUAACUAUUACUGCUCCAUUUUAUACCGAGACUGGGACCGAUGCAUCGCCAGAAGAAGUUCAGAUGCGAAUGUGGACAACACAAAUACUAUUUCCCGAGAUGGUCGGCGGUUUUAGUCAUGCCUGCUUAGUCCCAGAGCAUGACGAAGGAGAUGAUAGUUGGAUCCUAGGAUACGACCCUCAACUGGCAGCAUUCAGAGCCCUCCGAGUGAACAAUGUAGACGCCGGUGGUGUCUAUUUUGCUAGUCCUUUUUUGACAGGGGAAUCAAGAGAAAUGAUGCCUGCUAUGCUGCCAGCUGUUGAUGAGGCUGGUCAACUUGCAGCUUUCGGAUUUCAGGACUCUGAAGUUUGGUUGUACGGAAUACCCAGGCAUCUCGAUGUGGUCUCGCCAGAUGCACCUGCUAGCACGGCCCCACAGAACACAACGGUAUUGAGUGGCGUUCAUCAUUACUCAGGCUCUGUACCGCCUCGUGACAAUCUGGCCCAACUGGGUAAAAUAAUUCAACAGCCUAAAAUCCUGGUUCGCGGUCGACGCGUUACUGACAUGCAUGGAAUCACAUCAACUCGCUGGGUACACUCGGCAAAUUCGACGAAGCCACGGCGACGUCUCGUGUCUGUGGCUCCUGGUGGUGUACGUCCACAAAUUUUUGGUGAAGAAGACGUACCUGUGGACGGGGGAAGAAUUCUUCUCCUAGAUUUUGAGAGAUCAGCUACCGAUGGUGGAGAAACCGAACUAGAUAUCGAAGUUGGUGAGACAACGCCAAAACUGCUGCGAGAGCCAGACUCCUCUUUGGACACAGAAGUCGAGCUACAGAGACGACGAACUCGAUUGUUUCGCAAUGAUACAGAUGUCACUGUCACUGGAGUUCGCCGCGGGCUCUCAACUAGAGUUCCCUCAAUUCCAGUUCUUGACCCCCAGCGACGCAAUAGUUUGGCAGUUCCUCUCGCAACAGAAAUGACGACCUCCCGUGGUCCUGUUGAGAUUCCAUAUGAUAAUACACAACCUCGUUCUCAAGAUACACUUCAUCGUGCGGCCACAGCUGCAGCAUCAACCCGAGGGCGAUACGACCCACGAUAUCGCAACUCUCCCAGCCGUCGCCAAGUACCCCAUGAAAGCGACGCAGAUAACUGGGUGCCGCCGCCUCCACCGUACAAACGUGAGCCUGAUGAACCUUUGCCAGAUCAUUUGCAACAAACGCUCUUGCCAAGAGUAUCAAGUCCUGAUACUCCGCCCACAUCGGCUCAACGUUCUUCAACGGCAUUAAAUACUAUCACCAACAACCAUGUUCAACGAGCUGAAACAGCCCGGGUACCACGCUUGAACCAUUCAGACCGUCCUCGGCCCCAGUCAGCGAUUAUCCAACGAUUGGGGACUAUAACUAGUAGUCUACGCGGUGGAAGAGCCCGCAGAGAUUCUUCGGCUGCUGUAGAAGCUAUGGCUCGCGAACAGCCCAGCACGCCGAUACCAGAAGUUCCAGCCCUGCCGCCACUACCAGCCCAUUUAUCUGCUGCUCGCCCGAGCACAGCCAGUCCCCCGGUUGUUCCAAUCACCACAAACCGCCUCCCAUCAUUACAACCGCUUCCAACCUUGGCUGUUCAGCCAGCAGAGCGACAACUUGACUUCUCUGCUCUUUCAUUGGGUGCAACCGUGCUUGGGGAAAACUAUCUCUCCUAUUCUGUAUCAUCUCCAAACCUUCUACAUAUCCCACAACCACAUGGAAAUGCACUAGACCUUUCCGCAGAAGACGAUGAUCAGAUCCCCGAAAGGCGAAGAUCUUUUCGGAGACGAGUCUCAACUGAACCGACAAGCCUACCACCACCAGAGAAUGAGGAGUGGCGCCGGCGCAUUGAGGAUUGGAACGAACAUACUAUUCGAGAACGAAGCCGAAAACGAAGAAAUAAGUGCAUGGUCAUGUAG
Messenger RNA from Penicillium malachiteum, 2739 nucleotides. RefSeq names its product F-box domain protein. The transcript has 2 exons. Bases 1 to 2739 code for a protein of 912 amino acids. The record is from RefSeq and is a predicted model, not a curated record. NCBI's taxonomy places the organism in Eukaryota, Fungi, Ascomycota, Eurotiomycetes, Eurotiales, Aspergillaceae. Gene Ontology annotation, molecular function: protein binding.